Molecule: messenger RNA, 1200 nt
Organism: Cyclocybe aegerita
Lineage: Eukaryota; Fungi; Basidiomycota; Agaricomycetes; Agaricales; Hemipholiotaceae
Source: the annotation of a GenBank genome assembly
AUGGACCCCAACCAACUUACCCCUGUUCCUGGCAACCCUAACAUCCGAUAUGACAGGUUUGGGUGGCCAUAUGUCCAAGAUGUCUCUGGUCAUUGGGUUCAGUUAUACGCGCCAACCAUGGUGACUUCUCAGUCUGUCCCUACUGCAACUCAUGGAUUUCCUGCUGUGUCCCAGAACGAAACUGCCUCGACUCGCCCCCAUAAUAACAUGGAGGAUGGUCCAAACCAACCGCUUUCUGAGGCUCUUGUGAUUGUUACAUCCACUCGAGCCCCGACAGCCAGCCCUUCUACUGCAGUGAUCGAUCUGGCGCUUUUACCUCUUCCUGAGGUCUCGGACGAUGACCUCUCUGACCCGGUCACAAUUGUGAAGUCCCGGGGCCAUGCCGCUGCGAAGAAGGUCGCUGGAUCACGUCAGAAGGGCAAGGGCAAACAGCGCGCUGUACUAACCGAGUCUCGCGAUAAGGGAAAGGAGAAGGCCACCGCUCGCAAGCACAGGCAUGCCUCAGAUGAUGAAGAAGUUGAGGUAGUAGCCAAGCGUGGCCGUCCCAAGGGUGCUGGCAACUACACUGCAGACGAGGUUGAUGCCCUCCUUGACUUUGUCGAGGAGGAGCUCCCUCUUGGCCAAUGCGGGUGGCAGUCCAUCCACCGUGGUUUCACUCACUGGGCUCGUCGUAACGAUGCUGCUGAACGCACGUUAAAGUCUCUGGAGACCAAGUUCAAACAGCUUGUUAAGACCACAAAGCCCACUGGUGAUGCCUAUUGUCCCCCGGACGUCAAACAAGCACACAAGAUUGACGGGCGUAUCAACGAGAGGGCUGCCACCCGCGAUCUCAACGACUCCGACUUCGAUGAUGCUGCUCAGUUGACUGUCCAGCAUGUCCAGGGAAAGAUGCGUUGCGAGGAGAGGUACCCGGAGGGAGGUAUACACACGUACUGGGUCACGGAUCCCUCCUCUACCUCGGGUGAGAGUGAUAAGGAGAACGAGGACCCCAAUUUCUUCCGUCGCCGCUGUGACAUUGACUAUAGAGACCAGCCUUCGUCAUCGUCGUCGUCAGGCCAUCACUUUGGCAUAGAGUUGCAAGCUUUGACUACUUCCCAGCCCAAUGCUGCCACUGCCACAGCUGGCAAGGACCAAGAUGGUGAGGAGGGUGACGAUGACGAUAUAUAUGUCAAGGAUGCUGAUGGGCCCAAGGACGAGUAG